AUGAAUAUGAUGGCGAGAAACUCGAAUGGCGGCAAUACCACGGAUUGGGACGUUGCGUUGCUUAGCGGUCAACCGUGGCGGCGCCUCAGAAGCAGUUUAGGCUUGUCAGAGCUUCUAUGCAUUCUUCCACCAGACUUCUUCGGCCAUGUCACACAGACUAGUUAG
Molecule: messenger RNA, 165 nt
Organism: Fusarium mangiferae
Lineage: Eukaryota; Fungi; Ascomycota; Sordariomycetes; Hypocreales; Nectriaceae
Exons: 2
Coding region: 1-165 (54 amino acids)
Source: RefSeq, a predicted model, not a curated record